AUGGCAAGUUGUGAGGAUGCUCAGCACCGAAAACCUCGUCUGAAUCGUAAGACCUUGUUCGUGCUAGGCGCCAUGAAUUUGAUUGAUUGCAUCAACGUGAACCUUUUGACGCCAUAUGUGGACAAGAUGGUUUCGACUUAUCUGAACCAGAGUCCCCAGAGCCCAGCAGUGGCACAUACUGUUGGGAUGCUUAUUGGGCUCUACUCCCUCUGCGAGGUCAUCUUCUCCCCAUUGUGGGGCACCUUUGCAGAUAAGGUCGGCCGCAAGCCGGCAUUGUUGAUUGGCCUCGGUGGAUCCUGCAUUGCCCCAGUGAUGUUUGGUUUGGGGACUUCACUGCCAACCAUCUUUGCAGCCAGGGCGUUGGAUGGCUUCUUCUGUGGAAACAUGGGAGUCACUCGAACCUACCUUGGUGAGAUCGUUGACGAGAGCAAUGAGGCGAAGGGUUUCAGCUUCUUGGCACUGUGCUUCUCGGUGGGGCUUUUUGUGGGGCCCAUCCUGGGAGGUGAGCUGGUGUUCCCAGCAGAGCGUGCCCCGCACAUUUUUGGUGGGACAAUCUUCGAGACGUAUCCCUUCCUGUUGCCCAACCUGACUUAUGCCAUUUUCGCGGCCAUCGCGUGGGUCAUUGGCUGCAUCUUUUUGGAGGAGACGCUUCCCGCCAGCCAGCGCUGCAGCUGUUUGCGGCGCCGGGCACCGUCGGCCGAAACGGUGGAGCUGCCGCCGGCGAUGGGUUUGGUGCGCAGCACCAGUGGCACCGAUCCCUCAGGUGCUCCUACACGCUUCGUGCCGGACGAAGGGGAAUCCUCAGUCACUGCGCCCAAAGGAAAGCGCUACCCCAUGGAACUGAUCCAGACCAUCGUGUCGUACUGCGGGCUUUCAGGGACAACGGCUGCGCAGAAUCAGUUGUUGAUUCUCCUCGUGUCUUAUGAAAAAUCAGCAGGAGGCUUUGAGUUUGGCCCCCGUGAUAUUGGCUUUCUGCAGAACAUAGGUGCUGUGGGCCUUUUGAGUUCGCAGCUUUUCCUGUACCCGAAGCUGACCAAGAAGUUUGGUUUUCUGAAUGUCUUUCUCUUGGGUUUUUGCAUGGCUCAUCUCUCCUAUGGACUCUUUCCCGUCUAUGGUCUCUUCUACGAUAAGGACAAGUACGGCAUGUGGAGGUUCGUGCCAUUGGGCUGCAUGCAGUUUAUGUAUACGGCUUCCACGGGAAUGAUGUUCCCCACAGCCUUUGCCUUCAUCAACCGUGCUGCUGAGGGCUUGAACCGAGGAGCAGUGAACGGCUGGGCCAAUUCUUCGGGUGCCUUGUGCCGCGCCGCCUUUCCGCCGGCGUCAGCUGUGCUAUUGAGCAUCAGUACCAGUUGGGGACCUCUGGGUCGAUACCUUCCCCUGUACAUCGUGACAGUGAUUGCAGCCAUUUGCCUUGCUGCUUGGCAAUUUGCAGAUGGUGGCCAGAUGGACUGGAAACGUUUGACUCUGUUCAUCAGAAGUGGCCCUGCACUUCAAACACCGCCACGGGAGAUUCCGCAGCACCAACGAGAGCGAGGCCAGAUGACAGAUGCUACAGUGACCCACGCAACAGUUGGCCAGGAUGGUGCCAGCCACCAGAUCUUGGCGAGGGUGGCUGUGGCUGCUUGUGGCUGCGGUAACUACUGCUGUGCUGCUGCUGAGGAGCAGCGUUUGGGCGAUUGGCCCGGCAAGCCCUGCUCUGAGUUUGGAUCCCAGUGGACUGGGGAUUCCAGGGAAAGGGUGAAAAGGGAAGAAAGAAAUGCAGGGGAGGGUGGUGUUGGAAGCAAUGAAAAAGGGGUCGAGAUGACAACCAUUUCACCUUGGUUCAAUGCCACUGUGUCCAUGACCACCACGGAUGAGCCCAGUCCAUGUGGCCGUUUGCUGCUGGACAACUGGGCCAAAGGACAGAAUUUCAAGGUGGUGCUAUUGUCAAUUGAGACAGAAGGAGCCUUCGGCAACGAGCUCUUCAUCGUGGCUAAGGCGUUGGUUACGGCGCAGCGCCUUCAGUAUCCAGUGCUGCUAACCAGGCCCAGUCGGAAGCGGCAAAUCCUGCAGCUUCCCUGCCUGCGAAGCAGCCUUGGCCUUCAAAGAGCGGCGGAGGAGAUGUGUCCUGGUUGCGGAUCAGAGAAGUUUUGGGACGACAGGAGUAAGGCGUGCAAUAGGGGCUACGGAUGUUUGGAGCUCCUCCGCAAACAGAAACGUGUCAUGGACCCCGGCGCCGGUGGAUUUCAUCAGGACCUUGGUGAGUGGAAGGAGCCACCCUUGUCCUGGCGCCCGCUGCUGGCUGAGGCCUUCCAAGUGGACAUGCCCCAGAUGAAAACUGAAGUCAUCAUGCCCGGCAAUGAAGAUUUGGUGAUGUACUUCCGACCCUAUCGGAGAAAACAGAUCUUUGAUUUGCGGGGAGACCAUGCCUUUCUGACCUCUCCGCCCUUCGCCUUCUUUGACUUUGCGGUGCAGCAACAUCGGAGGGAUUUUCCCAGUGGGAAGCUCUUGGUCAUCGCUGAACCUUCGAUGCGUUCGCACCCCACCGUGGGACGUCUCUGCAGCGAGCUGGGCGCAGCGGUGGUGACUGACAUGGACCAGGCAGGAAAACAAGCCUGGUUGGCGGAUUGGGUAUGGCUGAGAAGCGCCAAGCACUUGGUGUUAAGCCCCAGCACUUUUGUAUGGUGGGCUGCCUUCCUAUCUGAGGCUUUGCGGAUCUAUGUGCCCAUUUUUCCUGGCAUUGCUGCGCUGCCGUGGUGCAAACUGUUGCCCUCCGGAGAUCCCAGAUAUCUGUUCUACGACUUUUGGACCAACACCACCUUCACCGAUGGAUCAGUGGCAAAGACCCACUGCCAAGAGUACUUCCAUUGCAAAGCCGAUGAGUGCGUGGUGAAGAAGCAUCGAACGGCCAUGGCCAGCCUCUACCCGGAGCUGUUGGAACUGAACCAGCAGGACGCUGACUUUCUGAACGCCUCUGCUGCGAAAAUGGGAGCGACCUCCUUGGGAGGAACAGCUGUAGCUGAGGCUUCUACAGCAGCCGCAACGGAUGCCAGCAGAAACGUGCCGGCUGCGACCGCGACGGCCGCAACGGCCAUGGACAAAGGGACAGACUUGGAGGCUGUACUGAAUACCACUCCCGGUCCAAUCCCUCGACACCUGGUGCUUCAAAGACAUGCGGGGCUUUACCUCGACAAGUCGCUGCAGCCAGAGUUCAAGGAGAACCGUCGGGUGAACCUUGGUGAAUG
This is a messenger RNA of Cladocopium goreaui, 3224 nucleotides long. The record is from the annotation of a GenBank genome assembly. Lineage: Eukaryota; Dinophyceae; Suessiales; Symbiodiniaceae.